This is a messenger RNA of Colletotrichum lupini, 417 nucleotides long. RefSeq lists its product as uncharacterized. The transcript has 2 exons. Bases 1 to 417 code for a protein of 138 amino acids. The record is from RefSeq and is a predicted model, not a curated record. Lineage: Eukaryota; Fungi; Ascomycota; Sordariomycetes; Glomerellales; Glomerellaceae.
AUGGCGUCUAAUCAACAGAAACAACCUCUUACCGACGCCCAAACUCUGAUAGGUGAAUGCGAUACAAUCAUUGGCGCAACCCUGAGCUUCCUCGAAGAAGAGGAACAGAAAGUUUACAAGAAUAUCAAUGUUGAGAGCUUGAAGAACAAACUUUCGACUCAGAAAAUCUUCUUCAUAUUUUGCAAAACUGCAUACGAAGAACGGCGAGCAGGCUCACGCAACUCUAACGAAGAUAAUGUACUGAAAAUGUUGGAACCCGUCAAGGUCAGUCUCAAGAAAGUGCAAGGCGAGCUCAGGGCACUCUUGCAGACAGACGAAGACGGCGCGCUCGAGGAGGCAGAAGAAAAAACAAAAGUAGCGUUCGAUGAGCUUGCUGGUAGCGUUAAGACGUUGAAAGCCAUAUUUCGCUCUCCCUAG